Spodoptera litura is the source of this 1793-nucleotide messenger RNA. RefSeq names its product glutaminyl-peptide cyclotransferase. Lineage: Eukaryota; Metazoa; Arthropoda; Insecta; Lepidoptera; Noctuidae. Gene Ontology annotation, molecular function: zinc ion binding; glutaminyl-peptide cyclotransferase activity. The record is from RefSeq and is a predicted model, not a curated record.
UAAAAGUGUGUGCGUUAAUUUUGUUUCCUAUUAGAGGCGCAAAAGAAAAAAAGGAGAAAUUAUUUUUUUGUUACUGUAACCCUGUAACGAACUGUCAAAAUCAGUUGUUGGAUUGAGUGAGGUGAAAGGUUGACGAAACUCGCAACAAGUUUCGUAAAAUCUAGUUUUAUCAGUGAUAGUGUGUGAAACGACCGUGCGCACGUAUUAGUAUUAAAGUGUAUCAGCACAUAUGUUUUAAAUAUAAGAAUUAAAUUGGCUUAUAUCUUAUAAAAGUGAUAAAACAUGUCUAAAUCAGUGCUGUGUUUCGUGAUCACAGUACUUUGUUUUGCAUCUGUAAACACAAAAAAGAAGUUAAAAUUUUACGAGGAAAAGAAUUUCCACGAAGCUCAAGAGUUGUCAGAUCAAAAUGUGAGGGAUAUAGCGGCAAUGUCUGACAUGAAUCAUUUCAAAUCAGUUUUAAAUGAGAUCCUGAUUCCAAGAGUUGUGGGUACUCCUAAUCAUGAUAAGGUCAGCAACUACAUAUCCCAACAGAUGCGGGACUUAGGUUGGGAGGUCACGGAGAAUGUUUUCUCAGAUACCACACCUGUGUUUGGCUCAUUGAAUUUCAAAAACAUUAUAGCCAAAUUAAAUCCUAAUGCUGACAGAUUCUUAGUGCUAGCAUGCCAUUACGACAGCAAAUAUAUGAGGGAACAUGUUUUUGUAGGUGCAACGGACUCUGCGGUACCAUGUACUAUGAUGAUAAACUUGGCCAAAGUAAUGGCGGAACAAUUGGAGCCGUUUAAAAACAAUCGUUUAAGCAUAAUGUUCAUUUUCUUCGAUGGUGAAGAGGCAUUUAGACAAUGGGGUCCUAAUGACUCGAUCUAUGGGGCCCGACAUUUAGCGAAGAAAUGGCAGGGCACUGAAUACAAAGAUGGGGCCAAUGAACUGCAGAGAAUGGACGUGAUGGUGCUCCUGGAUCUCAUUGGCUGUCCAGACCCAGUGUUCUACAGUUACUUCCAGUCGACGGAGAAGUGGUACGUCCGUCUGGCUGUUGCGGAGCAAAGAUUAGCUGAACUCGAUCAGUUCCAGUCCUACUCCAAGGGAAAGGCAGAACAGACCUACUUCAGGCUCAGGAGCUCUGGAUCCGUCAUAGAAGACGACCACAUACCCUUCAUGAGGAGAAAUGUGGAUAUUCUGCACGUGAUCCCGUCUCCGUUCCCCAGCGUGUGGCACACCCCUGGCGACGAUCAUUCCGCUCUUGAUUUCAACACUAUAGAGAACUUGAACAAAAUAUUCAGAGUAUUUGUGGCAGAGUACCUCCACAUCAAACCGAAGUAGCGACGGUAACAAAUAACUCGUUCCUAAUAAUGUCAAUGCGAAAUCGAUGUACCUAAAAUGAAAUUAUAAACAUAUUUAUGCCAUAUUUUAAUCUAUGUAUUGUACGUAUAUAAACUAUUUGUUUCUUAAUUGUGUUAGUACUAUAGUUACAAUUAAAUGUUUGGAAAAGUAAUGUUAUACUACACCGUCUUCCUUUAUUGUUUAACUUUAAAGAAAAAAAACAAUUGUUCAUAACUUCAGACUGAUCUUCACUCGCAGUAGAGGUUUGAUAAGAUUAUAAUUAAGUAUAUUUUAUUCAAAGCAUCUUAAUACCUAUUUAUGUAAUUUAUAAAGUUUUUAUUUAAAAAACAGGUUAGCUACCUAUUUUUUUCUUCUAACAUUACCGCAACAGCCUAGAUGCCUAGAUUAUUUUAAAUCAUUAGACACGUAUUUUUUAUUUUCUUACAGAAACGAAUACUUUCGACGAUAUAUUGAUU